CACACUCUCCCAACCAGCCGCUUCUUCUUUUUUUUUUUCCUUUUUUUUCUUUCUUCCUGCUAGCUGCUUUCUUCUACCUCCUCUCCCAUCGUCCUUACUCCUUAGUAGCGUGAUUCUCUCUGCCUGCCCGCCUGGUAGGCGCGCGCGUAGCCUCGCCUCGCUCUCCCAGUCUCCCACCUACACGGCUACACUUAAACACCGGGCAGGGAGAGCUGCUGCUGCUAACGGAUCGAUCGGAGAGCUAGCUGCUGGCCAUGGAGCCUGGUCCCGACGCGCCUGCUGGUGGCGGAGGAACCAGUAGUAGUGCGCCAGCGGAGACCGGGCCGUCGUCGUCCUCGGCCGCCGCCGCAGCAGCAGCCUCGUCGUCGUCGAACCGGCAGCAGGCAGCAGAGCAGGAAGCAGCGCCGCAGCAACAAGCCGGAGCUCAGCAGCCUCAGAGGCAACAGCCGGCAGCAGCGCCGCCGGCCCAGCCACAGGCUCAGCAGCCGCAGCCACUGGCACAGCAGCCUCCGCCGCCGCCGCCGCCUCCGGCGGGGCUCAGCCGGUACGAGUCGCAGAAGCGGCGCGACUGGAACACGUUCCUGCAGUACCUGCGGAACCACAAGCCGCCGCUGACGCUGGCGCGCUGCAGCGGCGCGCACGUCAUCGAGUUCCUCCGCUACCUGGACCAGUUCGGCAAGACCAAGGUGCACGCCGAGGGCUGCGCCUACUUCGGCCAGCCCAACCCGCCGGCGCCCUGCGCCUGCCCGCUGCGCCAGGCCUGGGGAAGCCUCGACGCGCUCAUCGGCCGCCUCCGCGCCGCCUACGAGGAGUCGGGGGGACGCCCGGAGUCCAACCCGUUCGCGGCCAAAGCCGUGCGCAUCUACCUCCGCGACGUGAGGGAGGCGCAGGCCAAGGCGCGCGGCAUCCCCUACGAGAAGAAGAAGCGCAAGCGAGGGAGCGCCGCCGCGCCUCCAGUCGCGCCGCCUCCUGUUGUAACCGCAGGGACGACGUCAGGGGCCGCCGGCGGUGAGGAGGAGGAGGACGACGACGACGAACCAUCGCCGUCUGCCGCAGGUGAACGACCACAACAGCAGACCACCACGCCGGCGUCCGCCUCGGCUAGCGCUCCUCCUCCUGCUGCAAGUACUUCCAGCGCUAGUGCAAGUAGUAGCACUGCCGCCACGGCCACGGCGACGGUGACGACGACGACGACAAGGAAGGAGGAAGAAGGAUCCGCGCCAAGCUCGUGAUAAGUGUAGAUCAUCUACUAGCCUUUUGAUUCAAUCAUACCAUCACCGGCCUCCCAAUUCUCAGAUAAUCCAUCUUAAAUUUUUAGUUGCUUACUAUUACAACUAUAUAUUGUUAUAUUGUUUGUUGGUAUAAGAGAGGUCUAAGGGACUUGUAGGAUCAUGUUAGGAGGGGUACAUAUAUAUAUAAACAAAGCAUAUAUAUCACUUGAAGAAAAAUUAAUUUGCAUCUCA
Messenger RNA from Sorghum bicolor (sorghum), 1463 nucleotides. Its product is annotated as protein G1-like7. Lineage: Eukaryota; Viridiplantae; Streptophyta; Magnoliopsida; Poales; Poaceae. The record is from RefSeq and is a predicted model, not a curated record. The transcript has a single exon. Gene Ontology annotation, biological process: response to light stimulus; mRNA transcription. Gene Ontology annotation, cellular component: nucleus. The coding region runs from base 255 to 1232 and encodes 325 amino acids.